Molecule: messenger RNA, 282 nt
Organism: Colletotrichum navitas
Lineage: Eukaryota; Fungi; Ascomycota; Sordariomycetes; Glomerellales; Glomerellaceae
Exons: 1
Source: RefSeq, a predicted model, not a curated record
GGUCGUGGAAGGCGCCUCGCAACUGGCGCCAUUGUCGGUGUUGCCAUAGCUGGUUUCCUCUUCGUUGCCUUCUGGGUUCUCUGCUGCUACUGCUGCUGCUUCAGAAAUAAACGAAAGCAACAGCGUGGUCGUCAAGCACACCCUGUCGGCAGCGGAGGUGGGGGCAUGUUCUCCCGGUUUAUGCCCGGACGUCAGCGACAAGGCCCGGGGAUGAUGGAAUCCGGGUACGGACAUGGACAUCACAGUAUCGCCCGACCAAUCCCUUCGCACGGAUACAGAUGA